Messenger RNA from Limulus polyphemus (Atlantic horseshoe crab), 2898 nucleotides. RefSeq names its product N-terminal kinase-like protein (gene yata). Gene Ontology annotation, biological process: protein phosphorylation. Gene Ontology annotation, molecular function: protein kinase activity; ATP binding. The transcript is spliced from 21 exons. Bases 108 to 2567 code for a protein of 819 amino acids. NCBI's taxonomy places the organism in Eukaryota, Metazoa, Arthropoda, Merostomata, Xiphosura, Limulidae. The record is from RefSeq and is a predicted model, not a curated record.
GUUAAUGCUUAUAGAAACUCGGCGCAGUCUGCACAGAUGGUAGUGUCGUCAGGCUGAUAGAGUUGGCAAUAAGUGAAUAAGCAUUUGACAAGGUAUGAUCCAUAGAGAUGUGGUCUUUCUUCUCAAGAGAUCCUGCUCGUGACUUUCCUUAUGAAAUUAGUGAAGUUAUACCUGGCCUUGAGGAAAAAUCAAUAUGGGAGAUGCAUAAAGGGAAGAAAAAGGCUAAUGGUGAACCAGUAACUGUAUUUAUUUUUGAAGUAAAACCAGGUGGUGAAGAUUUGCUAGAAACAGCAAAAUCUGCAGUUAAACGGCUGAAGACUCUGAGACAUCCCAAUAUACUAACUUACAUUGAUAGUUUAGAGACAGAUAAGAUAGUGUACUUGGUUACUGAACCAGUGGAAACUUUGGAACGCCACCUGGCAGAUGAAGAUGUUUACACCGAAAGUCAGAAAAAGCUUGCGAUUUCUUGGGGUCUUCAUCAAGUUGUGAAAGGCCUGAGUUUUCUCAUCAAUGAUUGCAGUCUGGCACACAAUAAUGUCUGUUUAUCAUCAGUUUUUGUGGACCAAGCAGGUAACUGGCGACUUGCAGGCAUAGAAUACAUGUCACCAGUUUCAGAUCCACCCCCUUUCAAAUCUGUUCGCUACCUGGAGAGGUAUAACACCCCAGAAAGAGCUGAUCCUGCCAGAAAAAAAGUUACUAAGUGGUCCACAGACAGUUGGGGUUUAGGCUGUCUUAUAUGGGAAGUCUUCAAUGGUCCUCUUCCAAAACCCACAUCUCUGAAGUCUUUUGGCAAGAUACCCAAAAACCUAUCUGCACAUUACUGUGAAUUGGUUGGAGCGAGCCCUAGCAGCAGACCCAACCCAGCUGACUUUAUCAGCAAGUGUCGUUCAAAUGGUGGCUAUUUCAAAAACAGUUUUGUUGAUACAAUGAUAUUUAUUGAAGAAAUGCAGAUAAAGGAUGGCCAUGAGAAGAGUCGAUUCUUUGCAAGUUUAACCCCUUUACUAGAUUCAUUCCCACAAAACAUAUGUAAAUAUAAUAUUCUUCCACAACUUGUAAAUGCCUUUGAGUUUGGUGAUGCAGGUUCUGCUGUUCUGUCUCCAAUGUUUAAGCUUGGCAAGUUAUUAGAUACAGAACAAUAUCAGAAGAAGAUAGUUCCUUGUGUAGUGAAACUGUUCUCUUCAAAAGAUAGAGCAACAAGAGCUAAACUUCUGCAACAGAUGGACCAGUUUGUACAUCAUCUUCAACCUUCUCUUAUCAAUGAUCAGAUUUUCCCCCAAAUCAUCCAGGGAUUCAUGGACACUAAUCCAACCAUUAGGGAGCAAACAGUCAAAUGCAUGCUUCAUUUGUCUUCAAAGCUCAACUAUCACAACUUGGAUGAAGAACUACUAAAACACUUUGCUCGACUUCAAGCAAAAGAUGAUCAGGGAGGAAUUCGAACAAAUACAACAGUUUGUUUGGGAAAAAUAGCAAGUUAUUUGCAUCCACAGACGAGACAAAAAGUUUUGAUAUCUGCAUUCUCCCGAGCCAUGCGUGAUCCUUUCCCUCCAGCUCGAACAGCAGGAAUUCUUGCCCUUUCUGCUACACAGAGUUAUUACACCCUACGAGACUGUGCCACAAGAAUUUUACCAGCUCUUUGUGCUUUGACAGUUGAUCCUGAUAAAUCUGUAAGAGAUCAGGCAUUUAAAGCAGCAAAAGGUUUUCUAAGUAAACUGGAGAAAGUUUCGGAGGACCCUAGUCUAACUGAACAAAUGGAGGCUGAUGUAAAUGCUGCUAGCUCUGGAUCUUCUACUGGUAUAGCAGCCAGUUGGGCAGGUUGGGCAGUUUCUUCCUUAACAGCUAAGUUUUACAAGUCCAGUCAACAGUCUCCUUCUCAACCCACUGCUGUUCAAGCUGACUCUCAAUCACCAAAAUUGUCUUCAGACUCUAGUCAUUCUGUUGUGUCUGAUCAGUCUCAUGCUGCUGCAGCCAUUGUGAAAGAUGAUCAUCAAGACUCUGGCUCAGAUAAUGAAGAAGAAUGGAAUGACUGGGGGGAUAUAGAGGACUCUUCUGUUACUUCAUCAACCACAGCUGUGCCUACUACAUCAUCAAAACUAGAGGGAUGGGAUGUGAGUGAGGAUUGGGAAAGCUUUGAAAUGGACUCUGGAGGAGAAAAAAGCAAUACAACAGUUUCAUCAAGUAGAGGGGACUGGAAUGAGAGUUUACAUGAAGACUUUAUUCCAGCAGACCCUAAGUUAAAGCCAGCUAGUUCCUACAAUUGGAAAACCCAACCAUCUUCAGUAUCAGACGAUGUUUUUUCGUCCCUUGGAGGUUCUUCCAAAAAGGAAAUAAAGAAGUCAUCAGAACACCAGGGUAGUAAAGUAGCAAACCAGAUGGUUACAAAGUCAGUGGAUGACACGUGGGGUGACUGGAAUGAUCAGUUCCAAGAGAAAACACAGGAUAAGGCUGAAGAAGCACGGAAAAAAAGAGAGGAAAGGCGACAACAAAAACUAAAAGAACUUCAAGCAAGAAAAGCUGCCCGACAGGGAGCUAGUGGUCCAAUGAAAUUAGGCAUUAGAAAAGAGCAUUAAUAUUUUAAACAAAUUUGCAAUAAAUUUGUCCUAUCUGCAGACUGUGUAUUUGUUUCACAGCUAUAUGUAUGUUUAACUGAAGCACUUGAUGUGUGUAUGUAUUAAACAUGACUUAUUUUUUUACUUGACAGCAAACAGUGUCUGUAUUUUUGACUUUGUGUAUAAAUACAAGUGCAGUGUUUAUGUCAACACACUGGCUUUGCAUACUUCCCGUAUUCAUUUGUUUUAUUGCAAUAUUCUGGACAAACUCGGAGGUACAAAUCACAACAGUAUAAUCCUUGUUUACCCAACUGUAUUGUGCAGUCUAAUUAAAAGUACAGUUUUAAAAAUC